This is a messenger RNA of Cladophialophora carrionii CBS 160.54, 1074 nucleotides long. RefSeq lists its product as uncharacterized. Gene Ontology annotation, biological process: protein transport. Lineage: Eukaryota; Fungi; Ascomycota; Eurotiomycetes; Chaetothyriales; Herpotrichiellaceae. The record is from RefSeq and is a predicted model, not a curated record. The transcript is spliced from 2 exons. The coding region runs from base 1 to 1074 and encodes 357 amino acids.
AUGCCAGCCGCAUCUCCUCAGACGGUGAAACUGAAAUCGACUCUCCGCCUCCUGAUCCCGCGUCUGCGCAAUGCACAGAAGAAAGACACGGCACUCUCGGUGAGCGCGCGGCGCGAGAUGGCCGAACUGCUCGCCCAGUCGCGCGAGGCGUCGGCGCGCAUCCGCGUCGAAAACAUCAUCCACACGGACAUCACGGUGGAGCUGAUGGAGAUCCUCGAACUCUACGCCGAACUGUUACUCGCGCGGGCGGGCCUGCUGGACGUGCGGGACAAGAACAUCAAGGAAGGCACGACGGCACACCACGUAAACGGCGGCGACGAUGACCCUACGACGGGCUUGGAAGAGGCCGCGGCCAGCAUCAUCUACUCGGCGCCUCGGCUGCCGCGCGACGUGCGCGAAUUGGGCAUCGUACGCAACAUGCUGAUCGACCGGUUUGGCAAGGACUUUGCCGUUCGCGCAAACGAGAAUCAAGACAACUGCGUUCCCGCGCGCGUCGUGGAGAAGUUAAAGGUCGACCCGCCGAGUGCGAAGCUCGUGCAGGCGUACCUCGAGGAGAUCGCACGGACGUAUAGUGUCGACUGGCCGCCGCACAGGGAGAGCGAACAAGUCGAGGCGUUGGGCGACGAAGUGGACGGCGAGGACCGGGACGAUGAUCUCGGAGGAGGAGGUGCCCGGGUCAAGGAGGAGGCAUCUAAUAUCAUUCUCGCCGACGGAGCAGCACCACCACCACCAGCCACACCCUCGAGGCCGCCGAACAAGAUUGACAUUGGGAAUCUGCAGCAUGCGACGCCCCCGACGAGUCUGGAGCCCGGGGGAGCAAAGAGCCCUGUCUCGGUGGCGCCGCCUGGCGCGAGGUCGGACAAUUUAAGCCCCAAGGUCAAAUUGCCUGGGGGAGGAGAGGUGGGCAAGACCAACAACGGUGGUGCGAAAUCAGCAGCAGCAUCUACGGGCACGGUCAAGAGCAAGAGUCCAGCCUCUUCAAGUGGAGGUGGAGGCGGAAGUGCAGGAGCAGUUCCUGGCAAGGUACCUACCGUCGACGACUUGGCGAAAAGGUUCUCGGCGCUGAAGAGAUAG